This is a messenger RNA of Lycium ferocissimum, 1155 nucleotides long. Its product is annotated as probable WRKY transcription factor 35. Gene Ontology annotation, molecular function: DNA-binding transcription factor activity; transcription cis-regulatory region binding. Gene Ontology annotation, cellular component: nucleus. The transcript is spliced from 3 exons. Bases 214 to 957 code for a protein of 247 amino acids. Gene Ontology annotation, biological process: regulation of DNA-templated transcription. Lineage: Eukaryota; Viridiplantae; Streptophyta; Magnoliopsida; Solanales; Solanaceae. The record is from RefSeq and is a predicted model, not a curated record.
UUAAUAAGCUGAUAAAGAUGGGAGUGAAAACAACUUGUUUAACGCGUAGUUUUGUCUUCUCUCAAGCCUAGUUCAUCUUCUCAGUCUCUCUCUCUCUCCUAAUCAAUUGGAGUGCUCCAACUUUCUUCCCUUUAUUCUCUCCUUGCAGCUCCAUCUAUUUUAUAUUUUUUUCAAGAACAGAAAACAAGAAAGCAGAAGGAAAAUCAUAUAGUCAUGGGUAGAAGUAGGCCACCAAAAUCAGAGUCUAAAACAUCAAGAUUGCCUGAACCACAAUUUGUUGCCUCCAAAAAGAGUUCUGAAUGUUCUCAUGUUAGAAAGAUGGCUCAGAAAGUUGUGAUCAAAGUGCAAAUGGAAGCAGAAGAUAUAAAGCAGAAAAAUGAAGGGCCACCCUCAGAUUGUUGGUCCUGGAGAAAAUAUGGACAAAAACCCAUUAAAGGAUCCCCUUAUCCCAGGGGUUACUACAGAUGCAGCAGUUCAAAAGGUUGUUCAGCUAAAAAACAAGUAGAAAGGUGCAGUAAAGAUGCAUCUUUUUUCAUCAUCACAUACACAUCCACCCAUAAUCAUCCUGGUCAAAACUUGCCUAAUAAUGAAGAUUCUGCCUUGACUCUGCAGCAGCAAGAUCAAGAACCAACAGUGGAUCAACACGUGACCCUCCAAGACAAUGAUGAUGAUGACCCACAAAGAAAAUCCCCAUUAAAUAGUAGUAGUACUACUACUACUACUACCAGUAUUUCCCAAGGCAUACUUGAAGAGAAUCUAUCCACUGAUAAUUUCUUGGGAACAGUUUCACAUGAUGAUUUUCUGCCCCUUUCUUACCCUCAACUAAUGAAAUUCCCAAAAUCAGAAUUAUCAGAAGAAAAUGACUUUUAUGAUGAACUAGGAGAAUUGCAACUACCUCCAUCUUCUACUUCCUCUGCAGGCAUUUUUGAGGAGGCAAUCCUUGUAGAUCCCUCUUAGUAAAAUGCAGAUAUCAGUCACAGUUUCAGAUAGGUUAUAGUAGUGAUCUAUUAAGUUUGUGAAGUGCUUGAUGGGUUUUGUUGCCAUUAUGUCACUUGGCACGUUGUAUAUAAGAUAUCCAUCAAACAUUUCAUUUUGUAGUCAUGUAAAGGAAACUUGGUGCUUUGUUUUCUUCAAUAGGAUGGACAGUUUCAUUUA